This is a messenger RNA of Folsomia candida, 2703 nucleotides long. Its product is annotated as solute carrier family 15 member 1. Gene Ontology annotation, biological process: transmembrane transport. Gene Ontology annotation, molecular function: dipeptide transmembrane transporter activity. NCBI's taxonomy places the organism in Eukaryota, Metazoa, Arthropoda, Collembola, Entomobryomorpha, Isotomidae. The record is from RefSeq and is a predicted model, not a curated record. Gene Ontology annotation, cellular component: membrane. Bases 404 to 2659 code for a protein of 751 amino acids. The transcript has 11 exons.
CUGGGGCUCAGUAUGUACAACCGGCCGGACAGAAAGCAGAGAAUUAUACGUACAAUCUGUCAAAAUUUGCCAUACUGGCCCAUACGUUUGAAUAUUAGUAACCUGUAAUUAUUCCGAUAUCAGUUGCUAGUAUGUACCAACAUACGUGUCCCGUCAGUAAAAUCAGCUUAGUCAUAGCAUAACUAAAGAAGAGAUAGAUAAUAUUUAAGUACGUUGGUGAAAUCAAGUUAUGUUACUAAUCCUAACCUAAGUGGUUAAUAUGUACAUAAGGACAUGGAAUUUUCCACGAAUUAAGUCUACGUCUUCAUUUGGAUUACCUUUCUUGUCAGAAUGGUCUUGAAGUUUGUGGUGGUGACAGUUCACGCACAUAUUAAGUAGCUUGUCGCAAACAUUUGAAAACGACAUGGUUCUUAAAUCUGAAAACAAUGGAGGCAACAAUGAAGUUGAGAAUGGGGCAGAAAUGUCCGAGUUGGAUAAAAUGCUUCCCGGUGGUGAGGAAGAGAAUAUCGGAAAAAUCGUGAAAUCCUUGGACCCCGAAACAUCCAAAGUAUCACUCCCAUACCCGAAAGGCGUCGCUUUUAUAGCACUGACCGAAUUGGCUGCAAGAUUCGCGUAUUACGGGAGUCGCGCAGUCCUGACGAUUUACAUGCGAAAUGUUCUCUCCUUCUCGGAAGACUUGACUACCACGAUUUACCACGCUUUCCUCAUGUUGUGUUACACCCUCCCGGUUAUUUGGGGCGUGGUGGCGGACUCGUUUCUGGGCAUGUAUAAAACUCUGUGGAUCGUUAACUUGCUAUUUCUCGUGGGAAGUGUGGGGUUAACGGCGGGAUCGUUUCCGGGACUAAUGUUGCCACCAGUUGAAGUCACCAUUCUCAGCUUAAUCUUAAUGGCGGUCGGAACUGGAGGAAUGAAACCUUGUUUGGCCCCAUUUGGCGGAGAACAAUUCACAUUACCACAACAGGCUCUCCGACUGCAGCAAUUUUUCUCCAUAUUUUUCGUCGCCACGACAAUCGGGAAUAUGCUGUCGACCGUGGUAACCCCCGUGUUGCGAAAGGACGUGUCCUGCCUCGGGAGAGAGACUUGCUACCCGUUGGCGUUUAGCGUGCCUUGUGUAAUGAUGCUCUUUGCAGUCGUAAUAUUCUUGGCUGGUAAACCAUUUUACAAACGAAGAAAACCGGAAGGAAACAUGCUGGUGAAAGUGGUCAUGUGCAUGAAGCACGCAAUCGGAACUCGGUGGAAAUCCAGCUCGCCAAAAAAGGCCCACUGGUUGGACCACGCUGAAGGAAAGUUUGACCCUCAACUAAUCCAGGACUUGAAGGGGUUGUUGGGGCUGUUAAUUUAUUACGCGCCGUUCCCCAUGUUCUACGCCCUCUUGGAACAAUUAGGAUCUAGAUGGACGCUCCAAGCUACCAAAAUGUGGGGGAGAGUUGGACACAAUUUCUACAUUAAACCAGAUCAAAUGCAGGUCAGCAACGCCAUCUUCAUGUUCCUCUUCACCCCAAUUUUUGAAGGGAUUCUGUACCCAGUCCUCGCAAAGGUAGGGCUUCUUAAGAGACCCUUACAAAGAAUUGGAUUAGGCCUAUUUCUCGCAGGAAUGGCAUUCGUAGCGGCUGGAUUGGUCGAACUGCGAAUUCAGAAUAACCAACCAGCAAUCCUCUCAGUACCGGAAGAUUCCCACGCCUUGAAUCUAAUCAACACGCUUCCUCCUGCUUGUCCAAUACAAAUUAGAGCGUCCUGGAGAAAAUCGGACGGAACUGAAGCCGUGAAAUUGGUCUCAUUUGAAGAAAAUAGUCCCCCCACAAAGAUUAUUUUGUUAGAAGACGAACAUGUCCGGCAAAUCGUACUGGAAGCUCAAAUUACUGAAAUACCUGAACAUAACGAAUGCCCAAUUUUGAAGACUGACGCGAUCUCUCAAAGAAUCGAGUCCCUGAGUGCCUUACAAGAAAUAUUUAUUCUGCUGGACGAUACCGGAUUGUCGCUAACUUUGGUUGUAAAUAAGGAACCCCGGAAUUCUCUAGCUCAAUCGAGGGAGGGAAAUUCGAAAAUUCAACUUGUCUUACUGACUGAUCGAGCGUACCUGAACGAAUCGAAUCUCAUCCUGGAAUCUGACCAAGGUGCACAUCGAGCUUAUAUUUUCUCCUUUGAAGGAGAGACUGGAGAACAAAAAGAGACUGAGGUUACGAUGGCCUAUUCAAAUAUUUUAGAAGUCCCGCCAGGAAGAUUUUCACUUUUGGUCGGAGACAAAUCCAAAUUUGACGUAAAUCUUGCUCCUGGAGCGAUCUACUCUUUACUACUUGACCGGCGAGAAACAACUACAAGUUCUAAAUUCAACCUGAUUCCAAUCGUUGCUGGGAACGAGGUUCACAUUCUGUGGCAAAUUCCUCAAUACGUUUUAAUGGCGUGGGCUCAGAUUUUAUUUAUCGUUUCGGGAAUGGAGUUUUCCUACACGCAGGCGCCGGGAAGUAUGAAAAGUGUUCUGGCAGCUUUGUGGAACUUGAUGAACUCUUUUGGCAAUGUGAUUGUAAUCCUGUCCGUAUCGGUGCAUUCUGGCGGGCAUUAUUCACAGGCAAUGGAUUACUUCCAAUUUGCUGGGAUGAUGGGAGUCAAUGUCAUAUUCUUCACUAUACUUGCCGUUAGAUACAAAUAUGUUGAACAUUGAAAAAUUUGGGAGGUUAAUAAAGAAAUGAUAUCAAUUAUUUAAUA